Molecule: messenger RNA, 2898 nt
Organism: Priapulus caudatus
Lineage: Eukaryota; Metazoa; Priapulida; Priapulimorpha; Priapulimorphida; Priapulidae
Product: ankyrin repeat domain-containing protein 60-like
Exons: 3
Coding region: 912-1523 (203 amino acids)
Molecular function (GO): protein binding
Source: RefSeq, a predicted model, not a curated record
UCCCUAUUAUCUACUCCUGGUUUUAUUUACCCAUGUAGGAAUGAGGAAACACUGGCAAGGGGAUCAAGGCCGCCCACUUGCACGCUCAUGCAACAGCACGCACGCACGCACGCACGCACGCACACACUCAUAUAUAAUAUUAUGUAAUCAUAAAUCUUGAAUAUAUGCUGUAGCUGUAUUGUGAGCGUGGGGUGGGGCGAUAUAAUAGUGGGCACGCAAGAGUAGCUUUCCGCGAGCACUACGUCGUCUCCGUCUUUUUCUAAAAUUUGGGGGUGGGGGACAAAUUUAGGGACCCUAUUAUCUACUCCUGAUAAUAUGAUAUCCAGCACCUAGAGUGCACUAGUACAGCACAGCAUUUGUCUAGUUCACAGCUGCGUGUGUACAUAGCUCUAGUAACUAUUCGAACGCGUCAUCGGGCAGGCGUUACCCUGGCAACUAUAGGUAAGCCUAUAUGAAUGGAAUCUUUUGUUAGUUGUACACAGAAACAUAUGGAGAAGUGGGCGCGCGGUAUGCUUAUACACGCGUAUGUGCGCGUUUAGAUACAAUCAAGAGCGUAUUAAGAAGGUAAUUGAUGUUACUGACUUACUCAACGUAGAGCAAUCACGUUAUGCUAGACCGACCAGGCUGUGCGACCGAUUGUCUAUAGUAUAGGUCGAUUGUCUAUAGUAUAGGUCUGCUAACCCUAGCAAGACCGUUUCUUGGAGCUAACGUUAUGCGUGCUUACAGUGGACUGAUGAGCGUCAAAAAUUUGUAUAGCCACCGUAUAUCGCAGCAUUUUCGUGUUUGGGCUCACUGACGGUCUCUGAUCGAUCAUCGCUUUCUAUGCCAAUUCACUAGAUGAAAUGAAACAGUUUUACAUAUUGUGAUCUUCAGCGUUUUGACCCGUCUAUCGAACUUCAACGGGCUUCCUUAUGCGAGCCGCCAAGACUCCGCACGCGAAAAUGGUUGCGCGAAAGAAACCCUCAAUGACGUUAUAUCUGCGACUCGGCGGGACAAGACGCACAUUUCACCUGACGGCUGUACAGCCGGGAGAUUCUAUUCGUGAUAUUAAGGCCGAUAUCGAGCUAGUAGCUGGCAUUCCCGCUCAUAUCCUGAGACUGUCAUUUUUAGAUGAAGGCGACCUCCACGACGACAGCACCGUUAAUGACAAUUACAUCGUAACCGGGGCCACACUGGACUUGCGUGUAUGGGAUCAUUGGCAAUUGCUCAUGACGAUAGCAUCGAAAGGCGAUUCAGAGACCAUCUUCAACUUGGGUGUUACGAAAACUAGCUCUUACAAAAGCUCAUACACGGACUAUAUGAACGAGGUGGACCGGCAGGACUGGUUUGCUCAGAGAGGAUUCGUGGCUCUGUUCAUAGCUUGUCACCGGGGACACUAUGGGCUUGCACAGCGUCUCAUCAAUGCCGGUGUUGAUGUAAACUGUGCUACUAAGUUGGGAAGAAGGCCACUCCAUGCCGCCGCUUGCCAGAACAAUUAUAAAAUAGUCAACCUUUUAUUGCAAAACGGUGAGUUAAGAGUAUAGGAUCAAUGAACAGACGGUAUAGCCGUUUGGGUGAAGAAUGGAUAGGUCAAUUAGUCACCAUUAGUCGCGAUUUAUUAGUUGUUAAUUGGACACAUGUAGUCUAACGGAUUCUUAAUAAGUUAUAUUCAGCUAUUAAUAUUACUAUCAAAUAUUUAUUUCCCCAGUGGCAGUGGUGUGUUUGAUACAUGUCAUGAUUGUAGUAAAUCUAAACUAUACAUGUGAUCUCUACGACAGGUCCUCAUAAUCGAUUCAAGAAUAAAGUGUGGGAAACAAAAGUUGUUGUAUUUUCUGACACUUUGCAGUCAGAUUUAUAAUCGAUUCUUCUUGAUUACAGGGGCUGACAUUGCUGCAGCUGACAUUUUUGGCAAAACGCCGCUAGGGAUUGCUACAGACUGUGGCAACAAGAGUGUAGCCAGACACCUUUUCCUGUACUGCUGGCAACAGAGAGCCACAUCAGGGAGGAAAGAAUGCCCACAGAGAGAAAGCCAGAUGGCCCCAUCUGACUUCCUGCAACCUGUCUGGAAACCUUGAACAAUAAUUUAGGGACCAUUCCUUGGUCAAAAACAUUAUAAAUAGUUAUGAUAAUAACUCUAAAAUGUCAUAACUUUUGCAUGAUACUUCACUUCAAAUGUCAUUACAUUCAAGACUUGUAAUAACUAAUUAUGUUUCUGAUAACAACCCUCAUAUAUAUAAUUACAGCGAGAAAAAAUUAGUCCAACUAUGCAUAAGUAAUCAGGCAAUACAAAAUCAAAUAACGAAUGUCACUGCGAAAAAGCAGCCAUUCAGUAUCUCAUUACUGUAUAAAUUACAUUCAUCAGUGAAUGCAAGAGCACUAAAAACUCAUAGAAUCAAUAUUAUAACAUAAUAUCAACACUUACACUGUCCUAAGACUUAUGAGCUAUACUGGCAAGAAAGCACAGCUAUUAACUAGAAAUAAUACAGUUGGUGUAUUAAUACCUUUUCAUAUAUAAAAACACUGGGAAAGUAAUCUCGUAUGAGGCAAAUUAAUACAACCUAUGAUAUAAUUUUCACUUACUACUCAUGAACUCAUUUUACCAGUUUACUGGUACUCUCUGCUUACCAUAUUAAAUACACUCUUAGAAAUUGUGCUGAUAAGUGAAACCACAAGAGGAUAAAUAUUUCCAAUAGCAAUUGAAGUAUCAGGGGGUUAGCUUCUUAGAAUUGCUUCUUUGCCAUAUCAUACUAAUGAAUGAGUUAACCAAACAGUGCAUGACUUGGGGCUGUCCAUCAGCAGGCUAAUUAAUAAUGGACGAAUUUGAUGAGAAAGCUUCCCUGGAGGUUUUUUCAUUUUUAGCUCAUCUGACAUAGUCGGAUGCAGCUUGUAGAAUCGCAUGAGCGUGCGUCUGUCCGUCCG